Dermacentor silvarum is the source of this 1050-nucleotide messenger RNA. RefSeq lists its product as uncharacterized. NCBI's taxonomy places the organism in Eukaryota, Metazoa, Arthropoda, Arachnida, Ixodida, Ixodidae. The transcript has 3 exons. Gene Ontology annotation, biological process: sleep; positive regulation of voltage-gated potassium channel activity; regulation of synaptic transmission, cholinergic. Bases 173 to 646 code for a protein of 157 amino acids. The record is from RefSeq and is a predicted model, not a curated record.
CCCACCGAGCUGUCGCCGUCUGCGACGGCAGCUGUAGCGGCGGGGACGGUAUAGAAGCGAGACUUCGUGCCCGCAGCAAUUUUGAAGAAAUGUUUCGCGGGUGUUGAACGCGUUCGCGAGGUUUGAACCUGGUGGAGGGUACCGACGCUUCCGUGAACCUCCUCCGUCGCCGAUGGCUUAUCGGAUCAACGCCGUCGCAUCGCUGGCGAUCUUAGCCCUCUGUCUGCGCCAAGCGUGGGCCAUCAACUGCUACACGUGCAACAGCGUGAACGGCACCAACCCGAACUGCCACGACCCGUUCCACCCGGCUCACGCGCGAUACGUGAUCGACUGCACCGUGCCCAAGGACGGUCACGUGGGACGGUUCCCGGCCCACUUCUGCGUCAAGGUGGUCGGCAGGACCAUGGACACCAACAUCGAGAUGGUGAUCCGGAUCUGCUCCCUGGAGACCAUGGACAAUUCGUGCGGCGUUUUCCGGUAUGGGGACGACGUUCUGCGCGGUUGCAUCUUGACGUGCAACAACGACGGCUGCAAUGCGGCCCCGCCCCCUCUACGAGGCCACGCCUCCGUGGGGCCGCUGCUGCUCCUCUUCCUAUUGGCCACCCUGGCCUCUUCCAGCAAAGUGCUGCUGACGUAUCCUCCGUGAUGGCCGCGGACUCACCAGAGAUGUGCAACACUCCUGUAGCCGAGCCAGCGCUGUGCUCCGAGUAAUGCGUCGUGUCUUACAUCUGUUGUGUACCACCUUGUGUCUCACCUAGCAUUGCGCAGGAUGGCCCGAUACGGGCGAGAAUGGCCGAUUAGCGAUUGAGAGCAAGUUUCCAAACCUAAACCUAGAGUGAAAUCUGGAGCCAGUAGAAAGUUUGAUUUCCCGCGCCCAAGAAACUUCGGGUACCCAAAUGGACCUUUGCGCACCCAAACGCCACGCCCUGUUUUUGCAAUCUUUUCUACACAGUACAAAACCUUGUACACCCUCUGCUUUAUUUUCUAUAACUUUUAGCCAGUGGCGUACAUAGCUAGAAUCUUUUUACGGCGGGGCACCCACUUGACCGA